Symbiodinium sp. CCMP2592 is the source of this 786-nucleotide messenger RNA. Lineage: Eukaryota; Dinophyceae; Suessiales; Symbiodiniaceae. The record is from the annotation of a GenBank genome assembly.
AUGCAGUGCAACUUGGCGGCCUAUGUGGCUCGUGUGCAGGGAGACAUAAAAAAUGGGAAAGCAGGCAAGAUAGCCGUGAUCGAGCUGGACCGCAAUCCUUUGAAGGAUUUCGGCGGCGGUAUAGUCUACGACAGCACCCCGCCUCUGCGAACAAAAGGGCCGAAGCUGUGGCUGCUUCGGACACAAGAUGUCAAGGAAAAGCGCCCUUGGCAAGAGCACAGCUUGCAUAGGUACAUGCUACAAGAGGAAAAAGCUAUGCUCCAGGGGCACGAACCCCGAACCCCGUGGCUCUUCAGCAGCCAGACCCAAGCAGAGAAAGCAAUCGGUAAUGCUUACCACCCGUUGCAUUUGGGCAUCAUGCUGUGCCCUUUGCUGGAGAUUGCUUUCCUGCAGGGCAAGUUGAAGUCCGAGCCGCAGACCAUUACUCAGGAAGAGUUGUGGCAGCUAACCCCUCCCCCAGAGGCAGCUCUGGCAGCUCAGCUGUCAGAAGGCGAUGAAAUGGACGAGGGCUCUUGGCCGGAUGAACAAUGGGCGGAAGAGCAGGCCCAAAAGGCGGCCGCAGUUCACCCGGAGCCAACGAUGCCACUGCCCAUAAAGGUGAAGGUUGAGCCUGGGUGCAAGACUUGGGCUUUUGCCGAAGUUCACCCGGAGCCAACGAUGCCACUGCCCAUAAAGGUGGAGACUUGGGCUUCCGGCAGACUCAAAAUGGAAAGGUCCAAGCGGGACUCUGUGGUGAAUUUGGCUUCACCACAGAGGCGGGUCCGGAGAAAGAGAGGCGACUGCUAG